This is a messenger RNA of Andrographis paniculata, 1490 nucleotides long. RefSeq lists its product as uncharacterized. The record is from RefSeq and is a predicted model, not a curated record. Bases 34 to 1356 code for a protein of 440 amino acids. The transcript is spliced from 7 exons. Lineage: Eukaryota; Viridiplantae; Streptophyta; Magnoliopsida; Lamiales; Acanthaceae.
AUAUAUCUUCCAAGAUUUUUUAAUUUGAUUGAAAUGGGAAGUAGAGGUGGUGAGAAAAUAGGGUUUGGAAUGGCAAUGGCUUUGUUUGUUGUGGUAUUCUUACAAACAUCAGAUCAGCUGUUGGCCAUUAAUUUAGACAUAAACAACACAAGAUACAGAAGAUCAGUUAGCAGGUUGAGACUAGCCAGGAUUCACAAGCAUUUGGACAAGAUUAACAAACCUUCCCUCCUCACCAUUCAGAGCCCAGAUGGAGACAUCAUAGACUGUGUCCACAAGAGAAAACAGCCUGCAUUCGAUCACCCCCUUUUGAAAAAUCACAAGAUUCAGGCAAGUAUGCAGAGAGUUCCCCCAGCAAUGCCAAAGGCCAUGGAAAGAGCCACAAUAAAUAAUGAAAGUAGCACAAAUAUUAUUACAAGCCAAGGAUGGCACCAAACUGGGCAGUCCUGUCCGAAGGGAACAGUGCCCAUCCGGCGCACCACCGUCGGCGACGUGCUCCGAGCUAAGUCGCUCUACCAUUUCGGCAAGAAACGGACAGUCGCAAAGUUUGAUCCUCAACCAGCUCGACACCGUCCCCCGGACAUCGGCAGCAACACCGGUCAUGAGCAUGCGAUUGCUUACACGAGAGCGCCGGAAGAGAUAUACGGUGCCAAAGCGACAAUGAAUGUGUGGGAGCCGUCGAUACAAGUGUCGAGCGAGUUCAGCCUAUCACAGAUUUGGGUAUUGUCCGGCUCUUUCGAUGGCUCAGAUCUCAACAGCAUCGAAGCCGGCUGGCAGGUUAGCCCGGAGCUGUACGGUGACACGAGGCCCAGAUUAUUCACCUAUUGGACGACAGAUGCCUAUCAAGCUACGGGAUGUUACAAUCUAUUAUGUUCCGGGUUUGUGCAAACAAAUAGUCGAGUAGCUAUUGGCGCGGCCAUUUCGCCAGUGUCGUUGGUAGGGGGAAAUCAAUUCGACAUCACAAUCCUCAUAUGGAAGGAUCCCAAGUCCGAAAAUUGGUGGUUGGGCUUUGGCGACAAUACGCUAGUGGGCUAUUGGCCGAGCGCUUUAUUCACCCACUUAGCGGAUCGGGCCACCAUGGUCGAGUGGGGAGGAGAAAUUGUGAACUCGCGAACAAACAACGAGCACACAUCAACCCAAAUGGGCUCGGGCCAUUUCGCCGAUGAAGGAUUUGGUAAAGCAAGUUAUUUUCGAAAUUUAGAGAUUGUUGACUCGGACAAUAAUCUAGGUUCCCCCGAAGAUAUAACCACCUUGGCCGAAAACUCAAAUUGUUAUAACAUUAUACGUAAUUCGGACAAUAGGGUAUGGGGAGAAUAUUUUUACUACGGCGGGCCGGGAAGAAAUCCGAACUGUCCCUAAGUGUAUGUAUAUAUAAACAUUGGGGAAUAUGCACAUACAUAUAUACAAUUCUUUUCUCUUUUUUUGUAUGUACAAUAGUUUUGAUGAGAAUUGGGGAAGAUACUAAUAAAAGCAACAUCAAAACAUUGUGUUCA